This is a messenger RNA of Caenorhabditis remanei, 963 nucleotides long. RefSeq lists its product as uncharacterized. Bases 1 to 963 code for a protein of 320 amino acids. The transcript has 6 exons. NCBI's taxonomy places the organism in Eukaryota, Metazoa, Nematoda, Chromadorea, Rhabditida, Rhabditidae. The record is from RefSeq and is a predicted model, not a curated record. Gene Ontology annotation, cellular component: cytosol. Gene Ontology annotation, molecular function: aldose reductase (NADPH) activity.
AUGUCAUCAAAAGUUCCGAUCUUCACUCUUUCUAAUGGGGUACGAAUGCCAAGUGUUGGACUUGGUACUUGGCAGAUGACUGGCGACGAAGGGAAAACUGUAAUCCGAAAUGCGAUUCUUGCCGGUUAUCGUCAUAUUGAUACUGCUACUUUGUAUCAGAAUGAAGAUCAAAUUGGAGAUGCCCUCGCUGAACUUUUUGCUGAAGGAGUUGUGAAACGAGAUGACUUGUUCAUAACAACCAAAGCAUUCUGUCAUGAAGUGGCACCUGAUGUCAUCGAAGAAGCUUUGAGAAACUCUUUGAAACGACUUCGUCUAGAUUACGUUGAUCUGUAUCUGGCUCAUAUUCCAGCAGCUACAAGAGAAUGCGGAUCUCAUCGUACUGAUGUGAAAGUGGAAGACAUUUGGAAGGGAUUGGAAAAGCUUUAUAGUCUGGGAUUGACAAAAUCUAUUGGAGUUUCUAACUUCAACGAGAGUCAAAUAGAAAGAAUCGUCAAGAUUCAGAAAGUUCCAAUUCAUGUCUCUCAGCUUGAACUUCAUCUCUACCUUCCUCAAAAAGCUCAUCGAGAGAUCUGCAAGAAGCACAGUAUUAUCAUUACAGCAUAUGCAACAUUAGGUUCUCCAGGAAGGAUGUCUGUAAUUGGUGCAGAUGGAAAACCAUUAUUCGAGUCUACCAAGAAUAUACCGAACGAGUUGAACGACAAAAAUGUGAAGGCUCUAGCGCAAAAAUACAAUAAGACACCUGUGCAGAUUCUUCUUCGGGCUACUGUCGACAUGGGAAUCGUCGUUAUCCCAAAGACAACUAACCCAGAACGAAUGAAGGAAAAUAUCAAUCUUUUCGAUUUCAGUAUUUCCAAAGCCGAAGUAAAUCUUCUGGAAGCUCACGAAAGGUCCAAACCAGAGAGACUUUUCUGGUGGCCAAACGUUUCCGAACAUCCGGAGGAUCCAUUUGCAGCGGAAAGAUGA